This is a messenger RNA of Aureobasidium melanogenum CBS 110374, 735 nucleotides long. Its product is annotated as NAD(P)-binding protein. The transcript is spliced from 2 exons. The record is from RefSeq and is a predicted model, not a curated record. NCBI's taxonomy places the organism in Eukaryota, Fungi, Ascomycota, Dothideomycetes, Dothideales, Saccotheciaceae. The coding region runs from base 1 to 735 and encodes 244 amino acids.
AUGUCGCCCAUGAGCAGGAAAGUCGCACUGAUCACUGGUGGCUCGCAAGGCAUCGGUGCCGCCACAGCUCGACUCUUGGCUUCCAAAGGAUACUUUGUAGCCAUCAACUAUUCAUCCAACACCGCGAAAGCGGAAGACAUCGAGAAAGAGCUGGGCGGACAAAAUGCUAUGACCAUACAAGCGGAUGCUGGCCAAGUCACGGGCAUUGAAAACAUAGUGCAGAAGACCGUUCAGCGCUGCGGAAGAAUCGAUGCACUUGUUGCGGCUGCGGCAGUCUUCAGUCUUCAGGACCUAGCGGAUACAACUGAGGAUCAGUUCGACAAUAUGAUGGCCUUGAACGUCAAGGGUCCCCUGUUCCUCGCACAGAAAGCGGCUCUUUUCAUGCCAUCUGAAUCCCAUAUCGUCUUCAUGUCCACAACUCAGUGUCAUGCAUCGACUGUUACAGCACCCUAUCUUCUGUACAAUAUGACCAAGGGAGCGGUCGAGCAGAUGACUCGAGUGCUCGCCAAGGACUUUGGUCGUAAAGGAAUCUUUGUGAAUGCAGUCGCUCCUGGUCCGACAGCGACUGACAUGUUCUUGACCGGCAAAUCUCCUCAGCUCCUGGACACUCUCGCGGGGUACAGUCCCCAUGAUCGUAUCGCAAAACCUGAGGAGGUCGCAGACACCAUCGCAUAUUUGACCGAGAGUCGUUGGGUUAGUGGUCAGGUGAUCAAGGUGAACGGCGGUAUGGCAUGA